Syzygium oleosum is the source of this 2214-nucleotide messenger RNA. RefSeq names its product cysteine-rich receptor-like protein kinase 26. Gene Ontology annotation, molecular function: ATP binding; protein kinase activity. The transcript is spliced from 7 exons. The record is from RefSeq and is a predicted model, not a curated record. Bases 45 to 2057 code for a protein of 670 amino acids. Lineage: Eukaryota; Viridiplantae; Streptophyta; Magnoliopsida; Myrtales; Myrtaceae. Gene Ontology annotation, biological process: protein phosphorylation.
CUAUCCACAUUAAUCAAAGAAAAACCCCAAAGAAACUAAGAAAGAUGGAUCCUCCAAAUCUCCCUCUCUUGCUUCUUCUCAUGUUUGCUUCCGCCAUUAACGCCCAAAAUCUCUUCCCACACGAGAUCUGUGCCACCACCGGCAACUUCACCGCCAACAGCACCUACCAAACCACCCUCACCACCCUCCUCUCCUCCAUCUCCACCACCAACUCCUUGUCCCUCACCUACGGCUUCUUCAAUGCCUCCGCCGCCGUCUCCGGCGCCUCCCAAACCCUCUACAUCAUCGGCUCCUGCCGCGGCGACCUCACUGCCGAGAGCUGCCGCACCUGCCUCAAUGGCUCAGCCUCCGACAUCCGCGGCCUCUGCACCCUCCAGAAGGGGGCAGUCCUCUACAACGAGAACUGCACCGUCCGGUACUCUAACGCCUCAAUCUUCGGCACAGUAACAACCGACCCUGACUACCAGCUGCUCAACGUGAACAACGUCACGAGCCCAGACACGUACAACGCGGCUCUACGGACACUGCUGGACAGCCUGCGGAGCGAGGCGGCAGGCGGCGGCUCGCUGAGGAAGUACGCAACGGGGAACACAUCGUCGGGUUUCGACACGAUCUACGCGAUGACACAGUGCACGCCGGACUUGACCGAGCAGCAAUGCAGCGACUGCCUGGUGACAGUCAUCGGAAGGCUCACGAACUGCUGUGCCGGGAAGAUGGGAGUGAGGAUCAUGGCGCCGAGUUGCCAAUUUCGGUAUGAGACCAAUGAUCGGUUCUUUGACCCAGUCGGCGAGCCACUUCCGUCGCCCGCACCGCCACCGCCGGUGGCAGAUGCGCUGCCUCCACCACCAGGUGGAAAGAGCAAUUCGAAUACGACUGUGAUCAUUGUGGUCGCCUCAAGUGUUUCUGCGGUACUCCUUAUCGGUGUUAUCGUACUCCUGAUAGUGAAAAGGAAGAAGAAGCAGCCCAGGCAAAGAGUUGAAGGUGAAGUCGUGGAUGAAAUUAGCACAGCGGAGUCGCUGCAAUUUGAUUUCGGCACUAUCAGAGAGGCAACGGAUAACUUCUCUAAUUCCAAGAAGCUUGGAGAAGGCGGUUUUGGUGCUGUUUACAUGGGUCAACUCUCCAAUGGACAGGAAAUCGCGGUGAAACGGCUGUCUCGGAAUUCCGGCCAAGGAGAAGUAGAAUUCAAGAAUGAGGUCAUGUUACUAGCUAGGCUACAACAUAGGAACUUGGUCAGGCUCCUAGGUUUCUGUCUGGAAGGAGUCGAGCGGCUUCUCAUUUACGAGUUUGUGCCCAAUUCAAGCCUUGAUCAGUUCAUAUUCGAUCCCCUGAAGCGUGCAAAUCUAGACUGGGAUAGGCGUUACAAGAUUAUAAUGGGCGUCGCUCGAGGGCUACUUUACCUACAUGAAGACUCUCGACUUCGUAUUAUCCAUCGUGACCUUAAAGCCAGCAACAUUUUGUUGGACUCGGACAUGAAUCCUAAGAUAUCGGAUUUCGGUAUGGCAAGGCUGUUUGAGUUGGACCAAACUCAGGCAGAGACAAACCGAAUUGUGGGGACCUAUGGAUAUAUGGCGCCGGAGUAUGCAAUGCAUGGAAACUUCUCGGUCAAGUCCGACGUCUUCAGUUUUGGUGUGCUAGUUUUGGAGAUUGUGAGUGGUCAGAGGAACAAUCUUUUCCAGGUGGGCGAUAACACGGAGGUCCUUACAAGCUAUAUUUGGAAGAAUUGGAGGGAAGGAACAAUAUCAAACAUCAUCGAUACCUCUCUAACUUCGGGUUCAAGUACCGAAAUUACGAGGUGCAUCCACAUUGGUCUGCUAUGCGUCCAAGAAAACGUGGUUAACCGGCCGACAAUGGCAUCGGUCCUUCUCAUGCUUAACAGCCACUCAGUCACGCUCCAAGUGCCAUCACAACCCGCAUUCUUCAUGCAUAGCGGCAUCGAAUCCGAUAUGUCAUCUACGCAAGGUUACGAUUCGAGGGUGUCUGAUGUCGACAAAUCAAGAAGCAAAUCGAACCAGUUCUCAAAAAACGAGGUUUCUGUGACCGAGCCUUAUCCACGCUAGCCUUGACAAAUGGGAGACCAACUUGCCUUAUGCAUUAAUUUGUGUUUGUCAUCGUUUUCAGAUCAUCAAAAUUACAUUCUCGUGAUAUAAUUCUUCCUAGCAAUUACUGUUUUUGUGCCGGAUUUUAUGCAUCAAACUAAGUGCAUUUUUCAAUAUA